UCUUCCUCAGACUCGUACAGUUCGCACGUUACAGAGCCAGCCGACCGUGUCUCUUCGCCGCAGCCGUAUUAGCCGCAAUCGUUGAUCGUGCAGCAUCGCGCUUCUUUGAUCAGGCCAACAGCGGCGAGUCGGGCUCGUUUAUUCAUUUGUCGGUUUUGAGUUCUUACGGGCACACAUCGAGGGUUGAAUACCCAAUAUUCAAACGGUAUAUAAAUCGUUCAUAAGAGACUGUAUCGACGGUGUGUUCACCGAGACGUGAUCCAGCCACUUGAACCCUUAUUCAGACAUGUUGGUGGAGUACGCGGUCAAGUGGGCAUGGAGGGUGCUCGGCGGAUCGCCGGAGAAUGUUAUGUUCACACUUAUCGUGUUCGUCGGAGUGUUCGCGAUCGUCAGAUCGGCCCAGUGGCUAGAAUUCACCCGCUCUCUGCCGCCGGGUCCGUGGGGCCUUCCGGUCGUUGGAUACCUGCCCUUCCUCAAGGGCGACAUCCAUCUCCACUUCGGGCAGCUCGCCAAGAAGUACGGAUCCAUGUUCAGCGCCAGACUCGGUUCCCAGCUCGUCGUCGUACUCAGCGAUUACAGGGCGAUUCGCGACACUUUUAGACGCGAGGAAUUCAACGGCAGACCCCACAACGAAUUCAUGAACAUCCUGGGCGGAUACGGUAUCGUAAACUCAGAGGGAGCGAUGUGGAAAGAACAGCGAAGGUUCCUCCACGACAACCUCAGGAGUUUAGGGAUGACGUAUCUCGGCGCUGGGAAGAAGACGAUGGAGUCGAAAAUAAUGAGAGAAGUUCAAUCCUUCCUCCGUUUGCUGUCGGUGCAACAAGGCGCCCCGACGAACAUAUCGACCUCGCUCGGAAUGUCGAUAAGCAACGUGAUAUGCUCGAUAAUAAUGGGGGUGCGAUUCCACCACGGCGACAGCCGGUUCAAACGGUUCAUGAUCCUGAUCGAAGAGGGGUUCAGGCUGUUCGGCAGCAUGGUGGCGGUCAACUUCAUUCCGGUGAUCCGAUUCCUCCCUGGCAUCCAAAAGAUCCGCGACAAGAUACGGGAGAACCGUUCCGAGAUGGCAACCUUCUUCCAAGAGACGGUAGACCAGCACCGCGCGACCUUCGACGAGGGUAACAUCCGCGACCUAGUCGACGCGUACCUCCUAGAGAUCCAGAAGGCCAAGAGCGAGGGUCGCGACGCGCAGCUCUUCCAAGGAAUGAACCACGACCGCCAGAUGCAGCAGAUCCUCGGCGAUCUCUUCUCAGCUGGCAUGGAGACGAUAAAAACGACACUUGAGUGGGCGGUAGUGCUGAUGCUCCACCACCCUGAGGCGAUCCGAGCCGUGCAGGAGGAGCUUGACCACGUGGUAGGUCGCUCACGAUUGCCAGCUCUCGAGGACGUCCCGUUCCUCCCGAUAACGGAGUCGACGAUCCUGGAGAUACUCCGGAGGUCGAGCAUAGUGCCCCUAGGAACAACGCACGCGACGACAAGGGACGUCAGGCUUAACGGCUUCACGAUACCGGCUGGUACCCAAAUAGUCCCGCUCCUCCACGCGGUCCACAUGGACCCGGAGCUUUGGAACGAGCCGCAGGCGUUCAGACCGGAGCGCUUCUUGUCGGCGGAGGGUAAGGUGACGAAACCAGAGUACUUCAUACCCUUUGGAGUUGGCCGUCGCAUGUGCCUGGGAGACGUGCUCGCGAGAAUGGAGUUGUUCCUAUUCUUCAGCUCGCUGCUCCACACCUUCGACAUCAGCCUACCCGAGGGAGCUUCUCUUCCCAGCCUCCGGGGAAACGCCGGGAUCACGGUAACACCCGACCCGUUCAAGGUCUGUCUGAACCAGCGCACCUUCGAGGGGAUCGACUUGGAGUCCCUCGAAUGGGCCACCGGUUCGCUGAGAAACGUCGGGGGCCACUAAAGCGUUCGUUUUGCGGGUCCCGAAAGCACGGUAGUUCCUAACGGGUGAUCGAUCGAUCAAUUGACCGAUCUAUUUUGGGCCUCAAUUGACUUCCCGGCUGAUUGGGAAGAGUGUAUGUGAGAGAGGAAGAGAGAGAGAGAGAGAGAGAGGGUGGGGAGGGGGGAGGGAGGGGUGAAUAGUGCCAUUACUGAUCGACGAACUUGUGUGAUUAUCCUAUAUAAUUAGCUGCGUCACGGUUGAACGGUCUAUUUAACUAUUUUUUUUUUUUAUUAAUUCUUUCAUCCCGAAGUAACGUAACGUGAUCAGGGCUAAGAAAGAUUUUACCAUCGAUCGUUAUACGUCGCGUCAUAUAUUCACCAUCGAUCAAUAUUACGAUACAAGGUAAUAUGGUAUGAUAUAAUAUAAACGUGUAUGGAUAAACAUACACAAAGACACACACGCAGACACACCGAUAUAACAAGUUCGCGACGUUCGAUGCAUAUAUACAAAUAUGUAUAUAUUUUCGACUGCAAAUGGCAUAUUAUUUAUUGUAUGUUCAUUCCGUGAGCGUCAAAGAAAACCCAUGUGUUCAGUAAUGUAAAUUACACAUAUAUAUUUACAUAUAUACAUGCAUAUAUAUGUAGAUAUACGUAUAUUAAGUGUAGAUAGAUCAUAACUUUUCAACUAGGCAGACUCAGUCCCGUAUAUUAUGGAUAUUACAUGGCUGAAUCGAUCGGAAAUCAGUGAGGCAGUUUCGUUCAAAUUUACGAGAACAAUUUCUGAUAAAAUAUCCGUGUUCAUUUUCCGAACGAAUCCGUUUCUCUUAUAUCUGCGUAUACACAUACACACACAUUUCCUUUGGCAAACAAGUUGCUGCGUCGAGAAUCGCUUAGGUGAGUAAAAAAUUUUACCGAAACUGUCUCAACGAGAAUGAUCGCGGCCGGUGGACGAGCGAGCGAAUCGCGCCUUAUGAAAUUUUGAAUAUAUUACCGAAUUUUUGCAAAGAGAACGAUAAGACUAUACAAUUAGUAAGUAUGCAUACAUAGAUAGUAGACAUAUACACAUAUAAUACGUACAUACCCACACACACGCGCGUACAUACGUUACACUUAUCGUACGACCGGCAUCCUCGUCGUCAUCGUUGUGAUUUGCUACAUGAUGUGAACGGUGAUUUGAUUCCUUCGUUUAAUAUAUCUCUGUCAAACAUUCGUCUUACAAUACGACGGAUAAUUCUUUCAAAGGAAUCGUCAUCAUCGUCAUCAUCAUUAAUUUCACCGCCAUCAAUCAUAUAUAUAUACUCUGUAAAUCGAUGCGUUUCCAAUGACAAUGGCAAUGAUGAUGGUCCUUUUUCCCCAUUGUAAUCAUGAUCGAUGACAUGUUGCUAUCGUUACUAUUUUUAUUCCUUUUUUUUUUUUUUUUACAAAUUUUGCCAAUUACCGUAUAAAUCCACGGCUGUUGCUACGUAUUUUCUGGUGAUAUUAUUAUCAUCAACAUCGUUAUCAUUACCGCGGUCAUGAUUAUUACGAUUAUCAUCAUCAUUAUUAUUAUUAUUAUCACUACCAAUAUUGUUAUUAUUGCAGAUAAUUAAUGUUAACGUGGUCGUUUGUUAGCAUUUUUCGUUGUUGAUUUGUUUUCACUGUUAUUGUUUGUUUUGUUACUGCGGUUGGUAGCUGUAGGUGUCAUAAUUAUUAUUAUUAUUAUUAUUAUUAUUAUUAUUGUUAUUAUUAUUAUUGAUAUUAUUAUAAACUUCACUGUCAUCAUCAUUGCCGAGCAUAUAUAUAUACAUACAUACAUGUAAACCGGGCGACCCGGAUUUAUACGCGGUAUCAAAAUGACCGCGAGAGUCUUGUGUAUUUGAGCUACGCUUUGGCUGCGCGAGUGUGUGCGUACGUGUGUUUUCAAUUGUUCAGAGAUUUACAUGGUUGGCUGCACGAUUAACUAACUAGUUGGUAUUAUUUACAAAGUAUAAGAUUAUUUAAGACAUUGAUUAGACGUAUAUAGAAAUAUAUAUAUAUACAUACAU
Molecule: messenger RNA, 3902 nt
Organism: Neodiprion fabricii
Lineage: Eukaryota; Metazoa; Arthropoda; Insecta; Hymenoptera; Diprionidae
Gene: Cyp18a1
Product: cytochrome P450 18a1
Exons: 5
Coding region: 287-1900 (537 amino acids)
Biological process (GO): xenobiotic metabolic process
Cellular component (GO): intracellular membrane-bounded organelle; cytoplasm
Molecular function (GO): heme binding; iron ion binding; oxidoreductase activity, acting on paired donors, with incorporation or reduction of molecular oxygen, reduced flavin or flavoprotein as one donor, and incorporation of one atom of oxygen
Source: RefSeq, a predicted model, not a curated record